UUCCCUUCACUUAAAUACUUUACUUAUGUGAUUGAGUUUGUUUAUUAGUCCGGUUUUGGUUGUUCCACAAUUUUUUAAAUUGAAAACCGAAGCAAAAUUAAAAGCUUCGCAAUGAAUAUUGAAGACACGAACGAUUCGGUACGUGUUAAAUUGUUGCUGGAACAGUCUCGGCCCAAAUCAUUGAAGAGCAAGGAAGAUAUAUUCCCGAUACUCGCUUCGGCCGGAACGAUUCUGUCACGUAAUUCGGACAUCCUUGAUCCAAGCCAAACAUCGAUCGCAACAGACUGUCUUCGUAUUAUACGACAAUCAUGUCCACACGGUGUAGACGUUCAGUGUUACAUUGUAAAUGAUCUUCCAGUCAUUGGUUACAUUGGCUCCAUUUUCAAAACUCCAAUGUCUCAAGACAACAAUCAAUUGUUUCUCGUUUCGUUGCAAGUAUUGGCCAAUCUCAUCAUAAACAACACUGCUAACCAACACAUCAUUUGGGAACAUUUCAAUGAAUUCCUGACGACAUAUCUUACUCAGGGGGACUCGCCCCAUAAAGACAUAUGCCGAAUGAUCAUUCACAACAUUUACUGUGUUGGUGGUUUACUUCAAGAUAGGGGAAAAGAGUUCCUGAAGAUACUGCUGCAAAAUCUGGACGAAGUGACUCGAAAUGUCAACAGCACGAUACCGGAAUUUCUUCAGAUUUUCUUGGAACAUUUUCUCACCAAACAGAAGCGGAUCACUCCGAUGUACAUGACAUUGAGUUCCAAUGAACGGAUUCUUUUGCUCAAUUUUACAUCCGAUUUCAUCAAGGAAGGUCAGUCUAGCGAUUCCGUAGUUACAACGGACCUCCUUCAGUGCAUCGCCAAGGAAUUCAAGAAGAAAUCCGAUUGCAUUUUGAAAACGGAAUCGACUUAUCUGAAUCGCGUCGAGCCGAAAGAGGUGAUGGCUUUGUUGGAAGUGAUUGCACAGGCGACCGGAGAUAAAUCCUACGAGAAUGUGUUCGUCGACGAUGGAUCGUUGUUUCUGAACAUCGGCUGCUUGUUACGGAACGUUCAGGCCGUGGGAAAGAAAGGAGAAAACAUUUUCUCGCCGAUUCAAAAACUGGAUCAAAUUGCACCGUCUUCGACCAUCAGUGAUGCCGGUAUUGAAACAGAUCUGUCGUACUCUUUGAAAACGUUGCUGGUGCGGGCGGUUGGAAAUCUGGCAUAUCGUAAUGCAAAGAACCAAGAACUGGCCAGAGAAAUGGAGAUCAUGAUUGCGGUUUUGGAUUGUACGCACAUGGAUGCACGAAAUCCCUUGAUCAAGGAAUGGAGUAUCCUAGCCAUUCGAAAUUUGUGCGAAGGAAAUAUGGAAAAUCAGCAAUUGAUCGCCAAUUUGACAAAAGUUGGCGACGCGGACAACUCGGAAAUUUUAAAAGAAUUUAACAUUGACCUAGGAUCCAUGAGAAUAAAUUCUGCACGGUGAUUGUAAUGGAGGAAAAUGCAUUUUUUAUUGUGGAA
This is a messenger RNA of Bradysia coprophila, 1487 nucleotides long. Its product is annotated as ataxin-10. Gene Ontology annotation, cellular component: cytosol. The record is from RefSeq and is a predicted model, not a curated record. NCBI's taxonomy places the organism in Eukaryota, Metazoa, Arthropoda, Insecta, Diptera, Sciaridae. Gene Ontology annotation, biological process: neuron projection development.